UAAGAAAAAAAAAAAAAAAAAAUGAUAAAAAGGAAAACUUUUAGAUUAUUAACUGCGAAAAAAGCUGAUGAGACACCAAGAAGAAUACAAAAGAGAGAGAGAAUUUGUUCUCACUUCUCGCUCUGCUGCACCUCUGGUCCGGCUGUGCGUGCUUCUGUUCCUCAACUUUAUAGCUUUUAAUCGUGGUGGUUCUCUCUCGUCUCUAAUCAAGUUCAAUGGCAAAAGAAAAAGAGAGGAACACGUUUGUAGGGGUUGCUUGGAACUGUGCUGCAGAGCUCAAAUUCCUGAUAACAGCUUUUCUCUUCCUCUGUUCCUUGGCCACUGUUGUUCAGUUCCUUCCCUCUCGUUUCUCUCUCUCAGCCUCCGAUCUCCACGAUUGUCUCUCGCGACCCUCUACACCCGCCAACAAGGCGGCGGCCAUUGAUGUGGAUGCGGUGGUGGUGGGGACAGCCUCACCGCCCAUUCCUGAUCCCGUCCAACGAUUUGAUGAUCAGGUCCUCGAUGGAGGCAUCAUCAAGCGGGCCUUCAACCCCUACGGAGCGGCCGCAUACAACUUCAUCCUGAUGAGCGCUUACAGAGGCGGACUCAACACCUUCGCCGUCGUCGGCUUAGCUUCCAAGCCUCUCCACGUCUUCGGCAGGCCAACGUACCAAUGCGAGUGGGUACCCCAUCUCGGCAGCACCCAAGGGUCAAGUACCACCACCGUCGGUCGCAAGAUCCUUCCAGAUUGGGGUUACGGCCGCGUUUACACCGUCGUCGUGGUGAAUUGCACCUUCCCAGAUGCCGUCGGCCAUGACGGUUCAGGCGGACAAUUAGUCCUUCACGCAUCCACCAACGGCGGCGGAGAUCGGGAAUUCAAUCUGACGGACAGGAUCGAAGCUCUGACGGAAGCACCCGGAAGCUUAAACGCUUCGUACUACACAUCACCACCAAAAUAUGAUUUCUUGUAUUGCGGGUCGCCGUUGUACGGGAACUUGAGUCCCCAGAGGGUGAGGGAGUGGUUGGCGUACCACGUGAGGCUGUUCGGCGAGAAGUCACAUUUCGUGAUACACGACGCAGGGGGAGUGCAUUCAGGGGUGAUGGAGGUGUUGAGGCCAUGGAUGGAAAAGGGUUACGUGACCUUGCACGACAUCAGAGACCAAGAACGCUUCGAUGGCUACUACCACAAUCAGUUCCUUGCGGUGAAUGACUGUCUGCAUCGUUACCGAUUCAUGGCUAAAUGGAUGUUUUUCUUCGACCUUGAUGAGUAUAUUUUUGUUCCCCCCAAAAAUACUAUCAGAUCGGUUCUAGAUUCGCUCAUGGACUAUACCCAGUUCACCAUGGAACAGAUGACCAUGUCUAACAGGCUCUGCCUCUCCGAAGAUGCCGGUAAAACUUUCAGGAAAUGGGGAUUUGAGAAGCUAGUGUACAGGGAUGUAAAGAGAGGAAUCAGGAGGGACCGUAAGUAUGCAGUGCAACCACGGAAUGUGUUUGCAACAGGGGUGCACUUGUCACAGAACAUAUUGGGCAAGACAACACAUAAGACAGAUGGACGCAUAAAGUACUUCCAUUAUCAUGGGACCCUAGCUGAACGGCGUGAACCGUGCCAGCAGCUAGUCAAUACAACAGAUAUCACCGUCGAAGGAAUCCCUUAUGUCAUGGACACCACAAUGCGGGUUGCUGCUGGAUCUGUGAAGAGAUUUGAACUUAAAAUGAUUGGGUCGAGAUUGUAAACAACGCGGCAACGACAGGGACCACUGAUUGCACCAUUCAGAGGAACAGGGGUGGUUGAUACCUGGGGAGGGCGGUGGUUGCAUUCUCCUUUGUUAUAGUUUUAUUCCUUAAUUUUAAUGAUUGAUUGGUUCUCAUUUUUUUAAUUAAUUCAUUAAUGACUCUCACCAAACAAAGUAGGUACUGAGGAAAGGUUAUAUAUGUAAUUUUACACUUCUACAUCAAUUAUUAGUACUGUUAUAUUUUGAAAAA
Molecule: messenger RNA, 1962 nt
Organism: Cornus florida
Lineage: Eukaryota; Viridiplantae; Streptophyta; Magnoliopsida; Cornales; Cornaceae
Product: galactan beta-1,4-galactosyltransferase GALS3
Exons: 3
Coding region: 216-1712 (498 amino acids)
Source: RefSeq, a predicted model, not a curated record